Pelodiscus sinensis (Chinese soft-shelled turtle) is the source of this 2632-nucleotide messenger RNA. The record is from RefSeq and is a predicted model, not a curated record. Lineage: Eukaryota; Metazoa; Chordata; Testudines; Trionychidae.
GCCAUGAUUGACUGACACUCUUCUCUUGGGUAACGUGUCAUAGUGACCCUGUGGUAUCUUCUCCAUUAUUUUAACUGUAGAGUGUCCAGAAGGGACGUUUGGGGUUAACUGUCUACAAGCCUGCUCCUGCGAUGGCUCUCCCUGCGACCCUCUCACUGGAAAAUGUAUCUGUUUGCCCGGCAGGACAGGACUUGAUUGCGGCCGAGCUUGCCCCGAGGGCCGCUGGGGAGCAGGCUGCCAGCAGAUCUGCCCAGAGUGCGAGAACAACGCCAGCUGCGACCCUGCCUCCGGUGUCUGCCGCUGUCCGCCUGGGUUCCUUGGCCGCCGCUGCCAGGACGCGUGUCCAGCUGGCUGGUUUGGGCAAGGCUGCCAGACGCGAUGCCGCUGUGGGAACGAGGGGCACUGUCACCCGGCGACGGGGAGAUGCCGCUGCGCUCCUGGCUGGACUGGGGAUACCUGCGGGAGAGCCUGUGACGCUGGCCACUGGGGCCCAGACUGUGCGCACACGUGCAACUGCAGCAACAGCGAUGGGAGCUGCGACAUGAGGACUGGACAGUGCAUUUGUGACGCCGGCUACACGGGACUCCGUUGUGAUCAGAAGUGUCCUGAAGGCAGGUUUGGGCUAAGCUGCCGACACCGGUGUCAGUGCGACAACGGAGCCGCCUGUGACCACGUCAGUGGGGCGUGUGCUUGCAGCCCUGGCUGGAGUGGGACGUUCUGUGAGCGUGCCUGCCCCGAUGGAUUUUAUGGACUGGAGUGUCAGAAAACCUGCAUGUGUCUGAACGGAGCCCACUGCGAUCACGUGACAGGCCGUUGCGUGUGCUCUGCCGGCUGGAUUGGCCCUCACUGCAACCAGACCUGUCAAGAUCACUGGUAUGGCGAGAACUGCAGUCAGCCCUGCAUCUGCUUCAAUGAUGCCACCUGCGACCCUGUUAGUGGACAGUGUCUCUGUGCGGCUGGAUGGACUGGAGCCACCUGCCAGCAAGCGUGCCCAUCUGGGUUCUACGGAGAGAACUGCCACCAGCAGUGCCUCUGUCGGAAUGGCGGAUCGUGUGACCCCGUCACGGGGCACUGCACUUGCCUAGAAGGAUGGACGGGAUUGGCUUGUGAGCAGGAGUGUGCGCAAGGCCGGUACGGUGCCGAUUGCCAGCAAGCCUGCGACUGCCGCAACGGGGGGCUGUGUGACCGUCAGACGGGGCUCUGCGUCUGCCAGGCCGGCUGGACCGGGCAACGGUGCCAAAGCCCUUGCCUGGAGGGUUCGUUCGGAGCACGCUGUGCGCAGCAGUGUGCGUGUGGCGAUGGAGCCUCGUGCCACCACAUCACAGGCGCCUGUGACUGCCCCAGCGGCUGGCGGGGCCAGAGCUGUGCCACAGCCUGCCUGCCUGGUUCGUUUGGGAAGGACUGUGCCGGCCGCUGCAAUUGUCCCCUGGGAAUGCCUUGCAACCACAUCACUGGCCAGUGCGGCUGCCCUCCGGGAUUCACGGGCCACGGCUGUGAAAAAUCCUGUCUGGCAGGGACCUUUGGGCUGAACUGUGCCCAGGCUUGUCAGUGCCCGGCCACGAACCAGGACUGUCACCCUGUCACGGGGGAGUGUAUCUGCGCACCUGGUUACCAUGGAAACCAUUGCCAGCUCAGAUGCUCAGCUGGUUGGUACGGCCGCAAUUGUCAGCAGCAGUGCAAAUGCAAGAAUGGAGGCUAUUGUGAGCCCACCACAGGGAUGUGCCAGUGCCCCGCCGGGUACGUUGGAGCUGACUGCAGCACGGGCUGCCCUGCUGGCCGGUAUGGCAAGGACUGCGUACACCUGUGUUCCUGCGGCAAAGGAGCCACCUGUCACCACGUGACAGGCAUCUGCAUUUGUCCAGCAGGAAGAACCGGUCCCAGCUGCGAACACGCCUGCCGGAAGAACCAGUACGGGCCAGGCUGCAGGCAGACGUGCGCCUGCCGGAACGGCGGAAUCUGCCACGCAGCCGACGGCUCCUGUGUGUGCGGGCUGGGGCGGACCGGGAGGUUCUGCGAACUGGAGUGUCCCCCGGGGAAGUACGGCGCCAACUGCCAGCUGACCUGCGCCUGCCGCAAUAAUGGGACUUGCGACCCAGUGACGGGCGCCUGCCGCUGCAGCAGAGGGCACUACGGACACGUGUGCGAACACACCUGCCCGCCAGGUUUCCAUGGACUCGGCUGUCAGGAGUUGUGUGAGUGUCACAACGGAGCCACCUGUGACCCAGUGACCGGGCAGUGUCUGUGUCCUGCCUGGGUGGUGGAGCCAGCGGUGGAACUGGAGGCUGACGUCCGGUCAGUCCCUGCUCUGAGCCGAGACACCACGCCUUCCCAGGGAUCAGACGCCAGCUUGGAGCCCUUUGGCGCCAGUUGGCACAACUCGGGUGUAGCCAAGCAGCCCCCCCUCCACCUAGAGACUCCAGCCCUUCAUUAUCGCCCCACCCCAAACCGUGCUACUUGGCACAACACGCCCUGGAGCUAUUUAUCAGCCCGCGAGCCCAGGGCCACAUCAGAAUCAGCAUCUGGCACCGCAGCAGUGACACAACAGGGCGCGGCCUGGCCCUGCUUUCAGAGGGGCGCCUACCGGUCCCCAGUGCCCCGGGCUCAUUUCCAUGUAAAGAAGAUCGGCCCUUGA